Molecule: messenger RNA, 2047 nt
Organism: Carlito syrichta (Philippine tarsier)
Lineage: Eukaryota; Metazoa; Chordata; Mammalia; Primates; Tarsiidae
Gene: CDKN1A
Product: cyclin dependent kinase inhibitor 1A
Exons: 3
Coding region: 57-551 (164 amino acids)
Biological process (GO): signal transduction by p53 class mediator; regulation of mitotic cell cycle
Cellular component (GO): nucleus
Molecular function (GO): cyclin-dependent protein serine/threonine kinase inhibitor activity
Source: RefSeq, a predicted model, not a curated record
UUGCGGGGUCAGGCUCGGGCGCGGAGCGACCGAGGCACCGAGAACUCAGAGGCACCAUGUCGGAGCAGGCUGGGGACGCCCGUCAGAUUCCCUGCAGCAGCAAGGUGUGCCGCCGCCUCUUUGGCCCGGUGGACAGCGAGCAACUGCGCCGUGACUGUGACGCACUGAUGGCCGGCUGCGUGCAGGAGGCCCGCGAGCGAUGGAACUUCGACUUCAUCACCGAGACGCCGCUGGAGGGCGAUUUCGCCUGGGAGCGUGUGUGGGGCCUCAGCCUGCCCAAGCUCUACCUGCCCACGGGGCCCCGGGGGUGCCGGGAUGACUUGGGAGGGGGCAAGCGGCCUGGCGCCUCACCUGCCCUGCUGCAGGGGACAGCACAGGAAGACCACGUGGACCUGUCGCUGUCCUGCACCCUUGUGCCUCACUCAGGGGAGAGGUCCGAGGGGUCCCCAGGUGGGCCUGGAGCCUCUCAGGGACGGAAGCGGCGGCAGACCAGCCUGACAGAUUUCUACCACUCCAAGCGCCGACUGAUCUUCUCCAAGAGGAAGCCCUAAUCACCCCCGCUGGAGGCCUCGCUCUUGGAACCGAGCGGCCCCAAAGGCCCCGCCCGCAUCUUCCGCCUUGGUCCUUCAGUUUGUGUGUCUUAAUUAUUAUUUGUGUCAUAAUUUAAACUCCCCCUCGUGUACAUACCCUGCCUGCCCCCCGCCCUCCCCUCCAGCCUCUGCCGUUAGAAUUAUUUAAAAACAAAACUAGAUAGUAGAACGAUAGGCUUCUCAGAGUGCUGGCAAUUUUUAUUCUAUGAAAUAUUAUUUAAAGCCCCCUCAUCCUGUCUCUCUGUCUCCUCCCCCAGAGGUGAGGAGGGUCGGGUGGUCUUCUCUGGAGGCGCCCAGCUCCUUCCACUCAUGAUCUCGUGGGGGUUGGGAUGUUCCACCCUUUCCCUGAACUCUCAGACCCAAAUUCCUUAUGAUUUGAGAAGAAAACAGAUAGCACUUUGAAGGGGGCCCCGUGGAAGAGGGGGUGUCAUCAGAAACGCUGGCAUCCCCCCACCUCCUCUGAGGUCAGGCAGGUGACCUUGAAGUAGACACAGCCUCGAACAGGGCUGGGGACCCGGCCCCCUCCUGGCUCUGGAAACCCCGUGGUGUCCCAUGAUGGCAGGGGAGGGUAGGGUCCUGUAGCAAACCAACCCCACCUCCCCUGGGGCCCCCUCACCCCCACCGGGGAGUCUGCCUCGGUGUUCAGCCUUCUCUCCCCACCAGUUCCCCCUGUACUUUUUCGGGAGCCCCGGCUGCCCCUGCUGUCCGCUGGGCUCUCGAGUCCCCCUCUGCUGCUCUCCCCCACGCCAUGUCCUUUCCCUCCAGUUCCCCCUCAGCUGCAGGUGGAGGCUCUGGGGUGCCUGUCCCCUCACCUCCAGCUCAAUGGACCGGAAGGGAACGGGUCCACACGAGAAGAAGGGCUCCUAGUUCUCACCUCAGGCAGCUCAAGCAGUGACACCUCCUCUUUCGGCUCUGGGACGGGGUCCUGGUGGUGGUGCAGGCCUCCUUAGGUGGGGAUCUCUCCGAAUUGGGGAUGCGUGGUGGGGGAAAUGGUUCUUUCUAGGAGAGAGACACUGGCUAGCAGAAGUCAUCCAGCGACCUUCCCCAGUUGCCCCGUCCCGUCCCCAUUUCAUUGCACUUUGAGUAGCAGUUGAACAAGGAGUCAAGUGUCUCAAGAUGAUGGAAGUGGAGGCUAUGGAUAGGGCACACAAAGUGGGCUAACACAGGGCUGGGAGCGGUGGGCCGUCGUCUUUCUCGGCACUGAACACUGAGCCCCUGGGGGCACCGAAGCACUUAGUGGGUCUGACCCCAAACACUUUCCAGCUCCCGUAACAACCUGGCCUGGACUGUUUUCUUUUCGCUCCCCACAUGUCCUGGUUCCCCUGUCCCUCCACCUAGACUGUAAGCCUCAGGGGCAGGGACCAUGCUCUGUAUUGCUCUGUCCUUCACAGCCCCUCCCACAAUGCUGGGUAUACAGCAGGUGCUCAAUAAACAUGUCUUGUUGACUUUACUCAUAA